Carassius carassius (crucian carp) is the source of this 2233-nucleotide messenger RNA. Its product is annotated as UV excision repair protein RAD23 homolog A-like. Gene Ontology annotation, biological process: proteasome-mediated ubiquitin-dependent protein catabolic process; nucleotide-excision repair. Gene Ontology annotation, cellular component: cytosol; nucleoplasm. Gene Ontology annotation, molecular function: damaged DNA binding; polyubiquitin modification-dependent protein binding; ubiquitin binding. The transcript has 9 exons. Bases 211 to 1272 code for a protein of 353 amino acids. The record is from RefSeq and is a predicted model, not a curated record. Lineage: Eukaryota; Metazoa; Chordata; Actinopteri; Cypriniformes; Cyprinidae.
AGAGAACUACUUCCUCCGCCGCCCACCACCGAAGAAACGGACGCAGCGCACCUGACAGACGCGUGUUUAGCCUGCUAGCUAGAGAACUACAUCGGCAAACGCGUAAACCGGUCCCUCGCUUUCAAAGUCAAAAUAUUUCCUUCGGAUAUAAAAGUUCUGAAAGGGCCCGAAUCGAGAAGAAAGGAGAAGACAAAGGCGGGGAAAGCAGCAAUGCAGAUCACACUAAAGACUCUGCAGCAGCAGACCAUUCAAAUAAACAUCGACGAUGAGCAGACGGUGAAGGCAUUAAAAGAGAAAAUUGAGGCUGAGAAGGGCCAAGAAAGUUUUCCUGUUGCGGGACAGAAGCUGAUCUACGCUGGGAAAAUCCUGCAGGAUGAUACGCCCAUCAAAGAGUACAACAUCGACGAGAAGAACUUCGUGGUGGUUAUGGUGUCAAAGACAAAAGCACCAGGACCGACCGCUCCUCCCUCAGAACCACCCAAAUCUGUCCCUGCACCUUCCUCUUCCUCUCCUCCUCCUCCUGUUCCAGCCCCUGCAGCCAUCCCCAUCCCUAGGGAGGAGUGUUUAGAUGACCCUCCUGCAACCAUCUCGCCUGCACAGAGCCCGGACGGUGACACAGGUCUCAGGGCUGAUGGGGAAGCUGCAUCUUCAACACUAGUCACAGGUCAGGAGUAUGACGCCAUGCUCUCAAAUAUCAUGUCUAUGGGCUAUGAGAGAGAGAAAGUGGUGGCUGCACUCAGGGCCAGUUAUAACAACCCUCACCGCGCUGUGGAGUAUCUGCUCAAUGGGAUCCCUACUGUCCCAGUGCAGGAAACCAGACCUGCUCCAGCUCAGCUCCCCACAGACACACAGCCCACAGAAGGUGAGAAUCCGCUGGAGUUCCUGCGCUCUCAGCCGCAGUUCCAGAGCAUGAGGCAGGUGAUCCAGCAGAACCCGUCCUUACUGCAGGCUUUCCUGCAGCAGCUGGGACAGGACAACCCCGAACUACUGCAGCAAAUCAGCCAGCAUCAGGAGCUCUUCAUGCAGAUGGUGAAUGCACCAGUGGGUGAGGGUGAAGGUGAGGGCGGAGAGUUUGCAGAUCUGGGUGCGAUACGUGAUGAAGCGGCAUCUGAGAGUUACAUCCCAGUGACGCAACAAGAGAAAGAAGCCAUCGAUCGGUUAAAAGCUCUGGGAUUUUCUGAACCACUGGUGGUCCAGGCGUACUUCGCCUGUGAGAAGAAUGAGAAUCUGGCCGCAAACUUCCUUCUCAAUCAGAAUUUCGAGGACGAAUGAGAGCCGCAGAGCGCCCACGUUCCCCUUCCCCCUCCACCACACAAGCGCUGCAUCUACUCGGAGCACUGGUUUCCCCCCAUUAUUUCUUUGAGUUUACAAGUCAAAGGGAAACUCGCAGACUGGUUGGGGACGGGGUGGAUGCAAUCACUCGGGGAACAAAUUCCAGUGGAAUUGACCGCAUUUGGGGCACUCUAGCAUGUUAAAGAAGUUUGCUUGCACGCGUGAAUACGCGUUCCCUUAGAGAAUAUUCAACUUAAUCAGCGUCAAUUGAAAGCAAACGCUCUUAUAGUAGUAUUAUGGGUUCUGAGGAGGUUAGAUGUGGGCACACACCUUUGCUUGUAUAUUUUUUUUUUUUUAGUUGGGCAAAGGAUUAAAAAAAUUGUUUAAUGGAGGUUUUAUAUAUUUCUCUAAAAUCUGAGAUAUUUCUGUAAUUUUCCCAGCACAGACCUCUGAUGAAUGUGAUAACAGCAUUGAAAUAUGAAACCGUUUGUGCAAACUAUAGCAUUUUAUAAUAUUCUCAGCAAAACAAAUGACCUAAAUUGAUGCUGUUUUGUAAAUGAAUCCAUAUUGUGUGGAAUAUCAUAAUCAUAAUCAGAGUGAUGAUCAAAACAGGAUUGAAUGUACUUGAAUGAAGAAACACAAUAGGUCAUGUGUCCUAUUUAAAGUCAACAUGAAAAGGCAAUCGUAAGAUAUUUAACUCAUGUAAUCUGAUGUAUUUGAAAGUUUAAGAGGAAAUCCAAUUCACAAAAAUGAGGGAUUUGUUCCUUAUUGCCCAACGUUUUAAGUUAUUUUGAUGAAAGAUUGCACUAAACGUAAAUAAAGUCGAUUUCAUGUUGACCUUAAAAGCAUCUUAUUUAAACUGAUUUCCGUUAACUGUUGGAGCAAAACAAAUCUCUCAAAUAUACACGAGGAUAGUUUUUCUUAGACAUUAGCUCUGCUUAUAUUAAUACGAGAGGACAAA